AUGAGCUUGUACAGGUACACAAGACCCGUGGACGGUACCAUACCCGUUCCUGCUCUCCUCUAUGACGAUGAGGACAAUUUAUCAAGUCAGGAAGGCGUUGGGAUCUACGAGGGUACACAGAAGUCGGCCGAUCGUCAGAACGGCACUGUGUUCGUGACGACUCAUCGUCUAUUCUACAUCGAUGCGGCGAAACCCCUCGUCUGCUCGUUCGCCCUGGACUUGUCGUAUAUAUCACAGACCGAAUAUUACGCAGGUCUGUUCACAUCUUCCUCAAAGGUCACCCUGCACCUCGCACAGGCAUUAUCGUCGCCAUCGAGCGCCGUAAGCGACGAUCCCGCGGGCGAAAGUUGGACAUGCGAAGUCUGCAACUUCCGCAACCCGCCAGGCUUGAGCCCCACUGCGGCAGUCUGCUCUCUAUGCGGCGUUCCCCGCGCCAAGUCGGGCCCAAAUAGCGCCGCGCCGCGCCCGUCCUCCACUUUGGCUGUCGCGCAGCCCGCGUCUGUUUCGAUGCCGGCCUCGCUCGCUCCCACACCCGUGCCAAGCGAGAUUCCCUGUCCCGCUUGCACAUUUUUGAACCACCCGUCGCUCCACGAAUGCGAGAUAUGUGGCACGCAACUCCCGCGGGCGCCUCCGGUGCUCAAGUCUGCGCCGGCAUCGCGCCCGAUGUCGCCGCUCCCAGACGAGGCGGAAAGCAGGGUCAUGAAGCUGAGUUUUCGCAGAGGUGGUGACAAGGCGCUGUACGCGGUGUUGAAACGAAGUCUGCUUGGUAAAGCAUGGGAGGUCCGUUUCCUUAACGAAUCGCGUGCAGUCGGUCACUCGGCAGAUGCUGAUUUUGCUCCGAUGACAGGCGAAAGAUGGCAUGGCCUCCUUCGUACCGUCGAGACUUCGGCGCAGACGCGCCAGACGGGCAUGGACGACGCGCUGAAGGACCUGGAGGCUCUGAUGAUCAAGGCGCGGGACAUGGUGCGUCUCGCGGGUGAGCUCAACGAACGGCUCACGGCGUCCUCGUCUCUCGCCUCGAACCCAUAUGGGUCUCCGUCCGACGGUGCCUCGGCCGCGUCCUCGUUUUUAUCGAGCUCUGCCCUCGUGCCCUCCACGGAGCCUGAGGAGGCCACGUUUGUGCGAUCCUCCCUCGUCCAGCUCGGCCUCCAGAUGCAGAACACGCCCGUGACGCUGGACAUGAUCCGCGACGAAAAGCGCUGGCACGAAGAACUCGCACGCGAGCUGGCCGGCGUGCUCCAGGGCACGGGAGGAAAGAGCGGCAUCGGGCUCAUGCGCGACCGAGGUAUCAUCGGCCUUGACGAAGUCUGGGGCGGCUGGAACCGCGCGCGGGGAAUCGCGCUCGUCCCCCCGUCGACGUUCCUGCAGGUCCUUCCGCUCCUGCCGUCGCACACAGCCCCGCCCGUCCGCCUCCGCACAUUCCCCACGACCGGGCUGCGGGUGCUCCACACGCCCGCGUACGCGCCCGGCGCGUUCGCCGCGCGCCUGUGCGAGCUGAUAGCCGCGCGGGGCCCGCGCACGGCGCUCGAGGUCGCCUGGGCGGAAGCCGUUCCGGUCGGGCUCGUGGCGGAGAUGAUCGGCGAGGCGGAGAUGGGGGGCGCGGUGUGUCGCGACGAGGUGCACGCCGCGGGCGGCGUCGGGGACGGCGUCGAGGUGCGGUGGUGGGCGAAUGCGUUCAGGGACUACGUCUGGGACGGCCAGGCGUGAGCUGAGCGCGCGCGGCAGGACGCGGCUGCGGCUGCGGCGACAAACUUGUAGACCCUAGCCCGGAUUCGGACGUUGAUGAAUAUGAUGGAUCACCGUGGCCCAUC
Heterobasidion irregulare TC 32-1 is the source of this 1811-nucleotide messenger RNA. RefSeq lists its product as uncharacterized. Gene Ontology annotation, cellular component: late endosome membrane; ESCRT II complex. The coding region runs from base 1 to 1707 and encodes 568 amino acids. Gene Ontology annotation, molecular function: ubiquitin binding; phosphatidylinositol-3-phosphate binding. The record is from RefSeq and is a predicted model, not a curated record. Gene Ontology annotation, biological process: protein transport to vacuole involved in ubiquitin-dependent protein catabolic process via the multivesicular body sorting pathway. Lineage: Eukaryota; Fungi; Basidiomycota; Agaricomycetes; Russulales; Bondarzewiaceae. The transcript has 4 exons.